Messenger RNA from Chara braunii, 2043 nucleotides. The record is from the annotation of a GenBank genome assembly. NCBI's taxonomy places the organism in Eukaryota, Viridiplantae, Streptophyta, Charophyceae, Charales, Characeae.
GUAUACACUGCCAAGGAUUUUAGGAAAGUGGGGGUGGAGUCCCUGGUCGGAACUGAGAUCUCCAGUGGCAGGUUUUAGGGACAAUGGUGCAAGAUGGUAUGCACGGAUCAUAUCUGGCGUUUCCGCCUUCGGGGAGGGGGCUAUGGCCUUUGCCAAUUGCGUCGCCGCUGUCGGUCCCUUGUCUGGUGGAUCGGUGGGACACCGUGGCUGUCGCCCUGGGCGAACAGUUGUCGACACCGCUCGUAACAAGCUUCGGAUUUCGACGAGACGGGUCUCUGGUCCAUUGCCGAAUGGUAUUCUCUGCAGGCAGGUUCCAUCCUGCAAUGCGUGCGAAGUCAUUGGUGGUUUGUAGUGGAUUCAUUGUGAUGCUCAUGAGCAAUUCUCGUCUUCGUGCAGCUCUUGCUGUGUCGUCCUUAUCUUGUAUGACCGAGGUGGUAUUGUUCAAAAGUUCAGGGAUCGGCGAUGAUGGCUCGGAUGAAGGAGAUCACUGUGUGGAGUUCGACUGCGGGCCACUUCGUGGGAAAUGUCCCAGCAAACGGAUGUGCACUGCCAAUCAAACAUGGUGGCCAGAUGACAACAGCUACCAUCCUUUUGAAUGGUACCUGUGCAAUGGAGUCGUCGACUGCUAUGAUGGAAGCGAUGAGAAAAAGGACUACUGCAAGUCGUUCAACUGCAGUGCUUACAAGGGGAACGCUACUAAAUGCCCGAACGGAGUUGAAUGCUUGUGGGGGGAGACAUAUGACAGAUCAGAUGACCCUAAGUACAAGUUGUGCGAUGGCAUCCCGAACUGCAAAGACGGAAGCGACGAGGCCGCGUGGUAUUGCAACAACCGUCUCUGCUCCACUCCACGCAUCGGCGAGGAGCUCUCAAUGAUAACUUUUUUCCGUUGCGAUGGAGGGCGAUGUUUGCGCACCGAAGCCUUUUGCAAUGGAACGAAGGAGUGCCGAGAUGGCUCAGACGAACAGAAUUGCCAAUCCAAACCUUGUCCGGAGGGAUUCAGGAAGUGCAAGGACGGUCGGACUUGCCGUUAUGCAUUCGCAUUCUGCAACGGCAUACGCGACUGCCCGGAUGGAUCUGACGAAAGUUCCCAAACAUGCGGGUGUGACCUGAAGCAGCGGCUCUGUGAUGACAAUAAGACCUGUGUUCCCACACUGAAAUUCUGCGAUGGAAUACAGGAUUGCCCUGACGGGUCAGAUGAAAAUAGGGAGUCGGGCUGCAUAGAUCUGAAGUGCAAUGCCAGCAGCGGCGAGUACUACUGCCCAACGGGACCACUGUCGUUCUCGUGUCUUUCCAGAUCCGAUUUUUGCAAUGGCAUGCCUGAUUGUCCGGACGGCUCAGAUGAAAAGAUAGCCAACUGCAGGAAGCUCCCAUGCGACUACGAGUCUGACUUCCGAUGCGAGGACGGCAGCCGCUGCAUAACCUUAUUAGAUCAGUGUGACGGGGAGUACAGUUGCCAAGACAAAUCGGAUGAGAAAUCCAGCUUGUGCAAAACUUUCGACUGCAGCAGCACCGGAAAGGUGAAGUGUCCGAGCGGGGUGGGAUGCAUGUCCAGAGAGAAUCUUUGCGAUGGAAAACGAGACUGCCUGGAUGGCAGUGAUGAGACACGCGCUGCUUGUGCGAGCAUUACCCGGUGCAAAUCUGAACAAGUGCUGUGCAAAUCUCCCCGGAAAUGCAGGCCAGGUGUUUACUGCGAUGGCAUAUAUGACUGUAGAGAUGGGGCUGAUGAGGACCCCAGCUUCUGCAAGAACUACACGUGCGGGAGUGAAACAUGGCGCUGCAAGAACGACAUUCAAUGCAUCGGAACUCCGUUGGUGUGCGAUGGGAAGAACCAUUGCAAGGACGGUUCAGAUGAGGAGGCUAGUUUCUGCCAGUCUUACAACUGCACAUCGCCUGAAGGAACAGGCUCGUCCCGCUUCAAGUGUCCAACGAAUGACAAGAAGUGGAGCACUGUGUGAUGGAUACCACGUGGACUGUGCUGAUGGUAGUGACGAGAGUGCCGCCUUCUGCCAGACGUACAACUGCCCUGCGGAUCAGUGGAAGUGU